CAGCUGCGUGCGUUCAAGGUCCCGGGGCCGGAUGGCAUCCCGAAUGAGGUCUACCGCCACUGCGAGCCCACGCUCACGCCAUUACUGGGGAAGAUCUUUCGGGCUACCUUCGAGCUCAAGUACUACCCCAAGGCGUGGAAGGCAUCCGACACGGUGGUGCUUCGCAAGCCAGGGAAGACAGACUACACAGUGGCGAAAGCCUACCGCCCAGUGGCACUGCUGAGCUGCAUGUCUAAAAUCCUG
Trametes versicolor FP-101664 SS1 is the source of this 243-nucleotide messenger RNA. RefSeq lists its product as uncharacterized. The record is from RefSeq and is a predicted model, not a curated record. NCBI's taxonomy places the organism in Eukaryota, Fungi, Basidiomycota, Agaricomycetes, Polyporales, Polyporaceae. The annotation marks the transcript as partial. The transcript has a single exon.